AUGAAAGAAAAUGAAAAGGAAGAAGAAAAUAACAUAACAACACCUUUUGAAUUAAAUAAAGAUUUUGGAGGAGGAAGCAAUUUUGAAGUUGAUAAAACCUUUGAUUUAUCAGAAAAUGAAAAGGUUAAUUCUGAAAUAAAUUUGUUUUCUUCUACCAGUGAAGAUAAUAAUAAAAUUAUUAAUGAGGUAAUCGAAGAAGAAGAAAAAAAAUUGUUUGAAGAAAAUUUAUGGAAUUGUGAUGAGGAUGAAAAUAAUAAUGAGGAGGAAAAUAUUGUUGACAAUGAAUAUAAACAAGAUUUAAAUGAGGAUAAUAAUGAUUGGGGAUGGAAUGAUGAGGAGAAUGAGGAGGAGGAGGGAAAUAAUGAUGUUGAUGAUCAAAAUAAAGUUGAGAAGGUGGAAAAUAAAUUUAAAAAAGAGGAAAAUGAUUUAUUAUUAAAUAAUAAAGAGGAGGUAGAAGAUACUAAAAUUAAUAAAGAUGAAGAAAUUGAUGAUAAGCAAGAUGACUUUGAGGGAGAUGAUUGGGCUUGGAAUGAUGAUGAUAAUGACCAAAUAUCGACAGAGAAGACUGAUAAUAUGUCUGUAAAGUGUGUAAAACAACACAUUUCCAAUUUGAAUCAAAAAGCCAAUAAUGAACAAAAAGAUGUUAAAUCACUUUUUGAUGACUGGGGUGACUUUUAA
Messenger RNA from Meloidogyne enterolobii, 678 nucleotides. The record is from the annotation of a GenBank genome assembly. NCBI's taxonomy places the organism in Eukaryota, Metazoa, Nematoda, Chromadorea, Rhabditida, Meloidogynidae.